GUUCUUGCUGAAGAAGACAAGAAAGCUAUUUCUCUGAUGCGGCGUUUUCAAGUUAAUUACUGUUUUUAAGUAAUUACAAUCUUCAUUAAUAUUCAGAUUAGGAGAUCGCAUGUGAAAAUGGCCUCAAAUCCGCCCGGACCAGGACUUCAAAACAAAAACAGGGUUGCUAUACUAGCUGAGUUGGAUAAGGAAAAGAGACGCCUCAUUCAGAGUCAGUCUAUGAAUAACCCAGGAGCUAGCAUUCCACUUUCCAGACCAGCAGUAAAUAAAGAGUUCAGGGAUCAGGCAGAACAGCAGCAUAUUGCAGCACAGCAGAAAGCUGCUUUACAGCAUGCACACGCACACUCAUCGGGCUUCUUCAUUACUCAGGAUUCCUCCUUUGGUAACCUUAUACUGCCUGUGUUACCAAGACUUGACCCGGAGUAAACACGGAUUCAAGGGGCAGUAUCACUGUUCACUUGAGUCUUUAUGUGGUAGUCUAACUUUUUCAUGUAUGCAAGUCAAGCAGGGUUUUUUUUUUUAUAGAUUGUUACCAGUCAGUUUUAUUUCAUGAUUGUACAUAAAAUGGAGACAGCUUUACCAUUAUGUUGAUGUUCUUUUCUUAAUACAUGUGUUUUGCUACAUAAAUAUGAUUAAAUGGUUAUUUUUACUCUGUUUACUGAAGACAAGGUAAUCAUGCACUAGGACUGCACCAUUUAGACAAGAAAUUGCAAUUAUUUUGAAAAACGUUGCGAUUUGAACAGCGAUAUUAUAAACAAAUAAUAAAAUAAAAACAACUUAGUAAGUUGAUUCCUUAUUACCAAAAUGAUGUUUUGCCUAUGGUCUACUGCCAAUAGAAAGAUAACUCUGUAGGAUUUUACUCAUGAGUCCUCUUCAAACUCAGACCUCUUUUACUUCAGCCAAAAGCAAACAUGAAAUAAAACACCAUUAUUUUAUAUCAGU
Xyrauchen texanus (razorback sucker) is the source of this 942-nucleotide messenger RNA. It is a transcript of the gene inip, whose product is annotated as ints3 and nabp interacting protein. The transcript has 4 exons. The record is from RefSeq and is a predicted model, not a curated record. NCBI's taxonomy places the organism in Eukaryota, Metazoa, Chordata, Actinopteri, Cypriniformes, Catostomidae. Gene Ontology annotation, cellular component: nucleus; nucleoplasm; SOSS complex. Gene Ontology annotation, biological process: DNA repair. Bases 118 to 426 code for a protein of 102 amino acids.